CAACAACAGUUUACGACGAGGAUAACUGUUUCCGGGAGGUUUAUUAUCAAUGAUUUUGUUAGUUCUGUGAGAUUAAAACACUAUACCUGUGUUUGUUUUUUGUGGUUUCCAAAAUGUCUUACAACUACGUGGUAACAGCGCAGAAGCCUACAGCAGUCAACGCCUGCAUAACAGGUCAUUUCACAUCUGCAGAGGAUCUCAAUCUGCUCAUAGCCAAAAACACACGUUUGGAAAUCUAUGUGGUCACAGCUGAAGGACUGCGACCAGUCAAGGAAGUUGGCAUGUAUGGCAGGAUUUCUGUUAUGGAGCUCUUCCGGCCAAAGGGUGAGAGUAAGGACCUGCUGUUCAUUCUCACAUCCAAGUACAACGCUUGCAUCCUUGAGUACAAACAGAAUGGCGACAGCAUUGACAUCAUCACCCGCGCUCAUGGAAAUGUGCAGGAUCGCAUUGGACGGCCAUCAGAGACGGGCAUUAUCGGAAUUGUGGAUCCGGAGUGUCGCAUGAUUGGUCUGAGGCUGUACGACGGUUUGUUCAAGGUGAUCCCCCUGGACCGCGAGAACCGCGAGCUUAAAGCCUUUAACAUCCGUCUGGAGGAGCUGCAGGUCAUCGAUGUCCACUUCCUGUAUGGCUGCCAGGCUCCAACUGUCUGUUUCAUCUAUCAGGACCCACAAGGACGCCACGUAAAGACCUACGAGGUUUCUCUUAGAGAGAAAGAGUUCAACAAAGGUCCAUGGAAACAAGAGAACGUGGAGGCAGAGGCAUCCAUGGUCAUUCCAGUGCCCGAGCCGUUUGGUGGAGCUAUAAUCAUAGGACAGGAGUCCAUCACCUACCACAACGGAGACAAAUACCUGGCGAUUGCCCCUCCUACUAUCAAGCAAAGCACCAUCGUGUGCCACAACCGCGUGGACCCCAACGGCUCCCGCUACCUGCUGGGUGACAUGGAGGGCCGCCUGUUCAUGCUGCUGCUGGAGAAGGAGGAGCUAAUGGACGGCACAGUGGCGCUCAAAGACCUGCACGUGGAGCUACUGGGAGAGACAUCCAUUGCUGAGUGUUUGACCUACUUGGACAACGGUGUGGUGUUUGUGGGCUCCAGACUUGGUGACUCGCAGCUUGUGAAGCUCAACGUUGACAGCAAUGAACAGGGCUCCUAUGUGACCGUCAUGGAGACCUUCACUAAUCUGGGACCUAUUCUGGACAUGUGCGUGGUCGACCUGGAGCGGCAAGGCCAGGGACAGCUGGUGACUUGCUCAGGAGCGUUCAAAGAGGGCUCUCUUCGGAUCAUCCGCAACGGCAUUGGGAUUCAUGAGCAUGCCAGCAUCGACCUGCCAGGAAUCAAAGGUUUGUGGCCGCUGCGCUCGGAGGCGGGCAGAGAGUCCGACGAUAUGCUGGUGCUGUCGUUCGUGGGUCAAACUCGUGUAUUGAUGCUGAGUGGAGAGGAGGUGGAGGAGACAGAACUUCCAGGCUUUGUGGACAACCAGCAGACGUUUUACUGUGGCAACGUGGCGCACCAACAGCUCAUUCAGAUCACAUCGGGCUCUGUGCGGCUGGUGCUUCAGGACAGUAAAGCCUUAGUGAGUGAAUGGAAGGAGCCUCAGGGCCGCAACAUCAGCGUGGCGGCAUGCAAUCACACGCAGGUGGUGCUAGCUGUGGGACGCGCCCUCUACUACCUGCAGAUCCUGGCAGGAGAGCUCAAACAGAUCAGUACCACGGAGAUGGAGCACGAGGUGGCGUGUCUGGACAUCACGCCGCUGGGGGAGAGCAGCAGCGAGUCGCCGCUCUGUGCCGUGGGGCUGUGGACAGACAUCUCGGCUCGGAUGCUCAAACUCCCCUGCUUCACACCGCUCCAUAAGGAGAUGUUGGGUGGAGAGAUCAUCCCCCGCUCAAUACUAAUGACCACAUUUGAAGGCAGCUACUACCUGCUGUGUGCCCUCGGAGAUGGAGCGCUCUUCUACUUCGGUCUUGACCUGCAGACGGGUGCACUCAGUGAGCGCAAGAAAGUCACCCUUGGCACUCAGCCAACCGUACUGAGGACCUUUAGAUCCUUGUCCACCUCCAACGUCUUUGCCUGCUCUGACCGACCCACGGUCAUCUACUCAUCCAAUCACAAACUGGUGUUUUCCAAUGUCAACCUCAAGGAGGUCAAUUACAUGUGCCCACUCAACUCUGAAGGCUAUCCUGACAGUUUGGCUUUGGCCAACAACAGCACUCUGACCAUUGGCACCAUUGACGAAAUUCAGAAACUUCACAUUCGCACGGUUCCCCUCUACGAGUCUCCCAGGCGCAUCUGUUACCAGGAGGUUUCCCAGUGCUUUGGGGUUCUGUCCAGCAGGGUGGAGAUUCAGGAUGCAAGCGGCGCCAUAUCUGCUGUAAGGCCAAGUGCAAGCACUCAGGCACUGUCCAGCAGCGUGAGCUCCAGCAAGCUCUUCCCCAGCAGUACGUCUCCACAUGAGACCUCCUUCGGUGAGGAAGUGGAGGUUCACAGUCUGCUAGUAGUGGAUCAACACACCUUCGAAGUUCUCCACGCCCAUCAGUUUCUCCCCAGCGAGUAUGGCCUCAGCUUGGUGUCAUGCCGUCUUGGAAAAGACCCGUCUGUGUACUUCAUCGUGGGAACUGCCAUGGUGUACCCAGAGGAGCCUGAACCUAAGCAGGGGCGCAUCAUUGUCUUCCAUUACACUGACGGUAAGCUGCAAACCGUGGCAGAGAAGGAGGUGAAAGGAGCCGUCUAUUCUAUGGUGGAGUUCAACGGCAAGCUGCUGGCCAGCAUUAAUAGCACAGUCCGUCUGUACGAGUGGACGGCUGAGAAGGAGCUGAGGACCGAGUGCAACCAUUACAACAACAUCAUGGCUCUUUACCUGAAGACUAAAGGAGACUUCAUCCUGGUGGGAGACCUGAUGAGGUCUGUGCUGCUGCUGGCCUACAAACCCAUGGAAGGCAACUUUGAAGAGAUUGCUCGGGAUUUCAACCCUAAUUGGAUGAGCGCCGUGGAAAUUCUGGAUGACGAUAACUUUCUGGGAGCAGAGAACGCAUUCAACCUGUUUGUCUGCCAAAAGGACAGCGCGGCCACCACAGACGAGGAGAGGCAACACCUGCAGGAGGUGGGGGUUUUUCACCUUGGCGAGUUUGUUAAUGUCUUCUGCCACGGCUCGCUGGUACUGCAGAACCUCGGGGAGAGCUCCACCCCCACCCAAGGCUCCGUGCUCUUUGGCACCGUCAACGGCAUGAUCGGUCUGGUCACAUCCCUGUCUGAGGGCUGGCACAGCCUUCUCCUGGACCUCCAGAACCGCCUCAACAAAGUCAUCAAAAGUGUGGGAAAGAUCGAGCACAGCUUCUGGAGGUCCUUCUACACAGAGCGUAAAACGGAGCAGGCCACAGGAUUCAUAGACGGGGACCUGAUCGAAAGCUUCCUGGAUCUCGGCCGGGCAAAGAUGCAGGAGGUCGUCAGCACUCUCCAAAUCGAUGAUGGUGGCGGCAUGAAGCGUGAGGCCACAGUGGACGAGGUGAUCAAGAUCGUGGAGGAGCUGACGAGGAUCCACUAGUGUGGCUCGCCGUUCGGGGGGGGGUCCAUUGAAACUGCUACUGUGGUGGGGGGGUUUUCCAGAUGUGUAAAUAACUAUAAAUAAAUGAUGUGUUCCCGUUUGUCCUUCAGACGUCAAUGACUUGUCAGCUGUUAAGAGUGCAGGCCCCCCCCACCUCAUUUAAGACGAAAGUCCAAGCGGGUAAUGACCCGUUUCCAAACCCCGACAACCAUCUUGGUCUGCGUGUGUUUGCGUGUGCGCGUGUGCGUGACGAGGAAAAAUCGCCGAUUUUUCGGCACCAAAAAGCUCUCUGGGACAUUUGUGACCAUAACUGGCAAACUGAUCCUCCGAGAUCAGAUCUGACUGAUUUAGACUUCCAGGUGUGAUCCGCUAGCGUCUGGAGUGAACCUGCUGGAAGAGAAAUAAAAUGAGGAAGAUGAUAGAUUUAUAGCUAUUUUGUCUUUGUGAAGGUUUCCUUGUUUAUUUCAAAUAAACUUUGCUUUAGUACUGAUAA
Molecule: messenger RNA, 4029 nt
Organism: Oryzias latipes (Japanese medaka)
Lineage: Eukaryota; Metazoa; Chordata; Actinopteri; Beloniformes; Adrianichthyidae
Gene: ddb1
Product: damage-specific DNA binding protein 1
Cellular component (GO): nucleus
Molecular function (GO): protein binding; nucleic acid binding
Source: RefSeq, a predicted model, not a curated record